AACAAGAAGACCACAGCACCAUAACCAUGGGAAAACAAGCGGUGACUGAGAACAACGACCUCAACACUAGCACCAACCCAACUCAAACCCAUGCCUUCAAGCUUGUUGGUUUCAACAACUUCGUCCGCACCAACCCUCGCUCCGAUCUCUUCCGAGUCAAAAACUUCCACCACGUCGAGUUCUGGUGCGGCGACGCCACCAACACCUCUCGCCGCUUCUCUUGGGGCCUUGGCAUGCCCAUCGUCGCCAAGUCUGACCUCUCCACAGGAAACCAAUCCCACGCCUCUUAUCUCCUCCGCUCCGGUCACCUCAACUUCCUCUUCACCGCCCCGUAUUCCCCCUCCAUUUCCAUCUCCACCACCGCCGCCACCUUCACCUCCGCCAUCCCCACCUACUCUCACUCGGUGUUUCAUUCUUUCGCCGCCUCCCACGGCCUCGCCGUCCGUUCAAUCGCCGUCGAAGUCGAAGACGCCGAUUUGGCCUUCUCCGUUAGCGUUUCCCAUGGAGCAAAACCCUCCUCCCCUCCCAUCCUUCUCGAUAGCCGUGUUGUGUUGGCUGAGGUCCAACUCUAUGGCGACGUCGUUUUGCGUUACGUUAGCUACAAGGACCAAUCAAACCUUCCAAACUCAGACCACCAACACCCUAGUUCUUGGUUUUUGCCGGGUUUCGAACCCAUUGACCAAACGUCGUCGUACCCAGACUUGGAUUUCGGGAUUCGCCGGCUCGACCAUGCCGUCGGGAACGUGCCGGCACUUGCUCCGGUGGUCGAGUACAUCAAAAGGUUUACUGGGUUUCAUGAGUUUGCGGAGUUCACAGCCGAGGACGUGGGUACUAGUGAGAGUGGAUUGAAUUCAGUGGUGUUGGCGAGUAAUGAUGAGAUGGUUUUGUUACCAUUGAAUGAACCAGUGUAUGGGACGAAGAGGAAGAGUCAAAUUCAGACUUAUUUGGAGCACAAUGAAGGUCCAGGACUGCAGCAUUUGGCAUUGGUGAGUGAGGACAUAUUUAGGACUUUGAGGGAGAUGAGAAAGAGGAGUGGAGUUGGUGGGUUUGAGUUUAUGCCGUCGCCGCCACCCACAUAUUAUCGGAAUUUGAAGAACAGGGCUGGGGAUGUGCUAACAGACGAGCAGAUUAAGGAGUGUGAGGAGUUGGGGAUUUUGGUGGACAGGGAUGAUCAGGGGACAUUGCUUCAGAUUUUCACCAAGCCUAUAGGAGAUAGGUAUGUUUUUACUUAACCAUCUUACAUGCUUGCUUAUAGCAAUUGUUAACUUUUUUAUCUUUCUGAUUUCUUCUGGCAAUGACCAAUGAUGGAUGGAUCUAUGGGCUGGAUGGGGGCGACCGCUGCCUCUUGGUUUGAAUAAUUCCUUAGUUUGACGUGAUAAGAUUUUUUCUAUUUUUCUAAAUGGUCCCCUGAAAAACUGUUGAAAGAAUUCGUCUCCCUAAACCCAAAUUCUGGAUCUGUCCCGAGUAAUGAGUUUUUGUUAUGCAGAGAUGAAUAUUUGGGUUUGGAAAAUAAUUAAAUCAAACCAAACCAAGCCUUGUAUAGGUCGGCGUAUGGGUUGGCUAUAUGAGUCCAUUUUCGUUAUUCAUUUGGGUGAUGUGUUAUAGGCCCAUUUAAAUUGAAUAUUUCUAUAUCUACUUUUAGUACAAUAUCAUGAGAAAUACAGGCCAUCGUCGUUGGAAUCCGGCUUUAGUCUUUAGAUAAUACCCAAAAAUUAAUGUCUGUGUUUGGCAGUGUUAGUUAAAUGUAGUCAUUAAGAACAUACAGAGGUCGUUGAAAUCUGUCUUUGAUGGAAAACGAAAAUCAGUCUAUGGCUUUAAAUUGAAACAAAAAAUUGGGUGCUGAUAACGUUAUGGCCUGUUUGGUCGAAUUGCGGCUGUCCCGUAAUAAUCUAGAAACAUAAAUGAGAGUACCCAUGAAAUGUGAACACUGUCAACAAAGAACUCCCUAGUGAGACCUGUGUAUACUUAGAUGCAUUUUUCAUUGGUAUCCUAAUUCUUUCUUGUUAUUUAAACUAAGCCUGCGCCCACUUUAGUGAGAACACUAUGUCAUAGUUUCUCAAUUUGGUAUGUAAUGUCAAUGCUUAGGCCAAAAUCAAAGAAAAUAACAAAGCUAAAUUCAGGAUAUUUGUUUUUUAUCAUACAUUUUUUUCAUCUUUGUUUUCUGCAAAUUUCUUGUUAUUUUGGAAGCAUUGACUGUCGCAUUAGUCUGAAUGUCUUUAAUUGCUUUAAGCUUGUAACAUGAAAAAUUUUACUUGUAAAUUGGAACUAAAUUUAAUCAUGUACAGGAUUCCUAAUCUACAUUUGUUAGUAUUAAGAUAUAAGCCAGCACAGCACAUAAGAAAUUUGAGGUGCAAGAACAAAUAACAAGCUUCCAAAAUUUUUAUUAUGUAUGCACUGAUAUUUCAUAAUAAGAUAUAUAUUCUUGUGCAUUUAACCUUUAUUAUGCCAUUACUGUGGUGUUUCUCGAGACUUAUGGCCCCAAGCUUAUACUAGAAUUUAUCAGUAUAUGGCCUCCAUAGAAACGAAAAUUGAGCAUUAAGGGAGGAGGAGCUAUAAGGGGUAUAACCCCAUGCAAUGAGCCAGCAAACACCAGACAUUCUGAUCCAAAGGCCGUAUUUAGGAAGUAGUACCCCUUUAAUAAUGAAUUGUACGAGGCACUGGUGUACAACAACCACAAGUACAACAAAAGAUCUUUGAGGUCCUACUUUGCCUUUCUAAGCCAAAAAGAAAGCUGCAAGGUGUCUCAGAAGUUAUCCAUUCAGCAUUUUGUGUUCGAGCUUAAUGUACAUUGAUCUAAGAUUUCCUUUGAGGAGUUACCAGAGUGAUGUAAUCAUUCCCAAAAACCCUAUUUUUUUUAUUUUAUUUUUAUCACCCCAAAGACCUUGUUAUUUCUCUCCUUUCAAGUAUUCUACACUGCUGAUGAGAAUCCCAGACAUAAGAUUUUUACAACGUCAUCUCUGCCAACUAAUGACAUACUCGUGCAUGAGAAAGAUUCAUAUGCAUUCAGUAGAUGAACUAUCAUAGAACAAGUGUUGAUGGGACGCUAUGAUUGUUUUACGGAAAAGAUGAGUGCUUUGUUGAUUUACACAACCACUAGAUCUAAAGCUCAGUCUAUUAAUUGAUUUGUUGAAGAUAACUACUUUACAACAGUGGCAUGCUCCCCAAAUUUGAUGAAGAUAGACCGUAGAAUACUCAACUUGAUCUCUCCAUGAGAUCAGCAAAAUCUGUUGCACUUGGCCACUUUCAAUAAUUCCCCUUUAACAAAAGAGUAAUACUAUUUGGACCUAAAAAUCUGAUAUAAUUUACUGACAUAAUGAUGUGAUUUUAUAGGAAUUAUUGAAUUAACGUCAACUUCCAAUAUUUGAUGGGAGUCUAUAGUGAAUUCAAAGAUCUAAGUGAAUUAGGUCAGUAAAUUAGGUCUCAAUAACAUUGCUCUUAACGAAAUAGCUAUGACAUUCCUGAGUAAACUUGAAUCAUGAAAUGAUAUGUUGUUCUAAUCAGUGAUGAAUGGAACUCGUAGAUGCAAGGUUGAUAUUCCACUCCCUACAUUUUGAGGAAACAACCAGGAGUCUCUUAGUUUUUAAGAUCUUCCUCUCGGUGAAGAGAAAACAUUAGGUGGCUUUAUAUCCCCAAAACUCUUGCUUUUAGGCUGAGAUCUACAACAUUCUAACCAAAUUGAGUUUUUCCAUUCUGAGAACAAGAGCUACACGUAUCUAGUCACUAAAGCUCUAGUCCUCUCAACCAGGUUUUUGACAUCUUGUUCCUCAUUGGGAUCCCAUAUCACUUUAUUGCCAGUGGUAUUAAAGUCACGACCUUGUCAAUGAAUUUCGAGAGGAUUUGCAGUAAUUAGAGGGAACACCAAGGUGAUGAUAAUUAGAGAUGCUUUUGUAAAUGCUCAGUUAUAAGUUACCUUUCACCUUCUUGGAGACUUAUAAUGGACGGAUUGCUCUUUCAAAUGUUUGAUUUUAGGAUGAAUAUCAUUUGAAACUUAUUAAGUGCUCUCUUAAGUGAGGGAAGAGACUAAAUGCCAGCAUGGCAAUAGUGUAGUCUAGUCAUAACUAAAGUAUAUUUGAGCUAGCUUGGCCGUAUCAAACUUUGGGUGAUACCUAAAUGUUGAACUACCAAUUUGUCAGUAUUAAGGAGGAGAGUCAAACCUUACCUACUCAACUCAAAAUGUAACGGGAAACGAGAUUCUCUCCCCCCCCC
Messenger RNA from Ilex paraguariensis (yerba mate), 4206 nucleotides. The record is from the annotation of a GenBank genome assembly. NCBI's taxonomy places the organism in Eukaryota, Viridiplantae, Streptophyta, Magnoliopsida, Aquifoliales, Aquifoliaceae.